Molecule: messenger RNA, 1639 nt
Organism: Pyrus x bretschneideri (Chinese white pear)
Lineage: Eukaryota; Viridiplantae; Streptophyta; Magnoliopsida; Rosales; Rosaceae
Product: metacaspase-1
Exons: 5
Coding region: 180-1343 (387 amino acids)
Biological process (GO): proteolysis
Molecular function (GO): cysteine-type endopeptidase activity
Source: RefSeq, a predicted model, not a curated record
GCUUACACGCAUCUCUCUCCCUCCAUUUAUCCAAUUUCGCAGUUUCCAUCAAUCCCAAUCCAAACCCAGUUUCCCUCUCUCUCUCUCGCUCUCUCUCAACAAUCACAGAAAUCCAUAGCUCCCACUUUUUCCCAUUCUACCUCUGCCCUUUUCUCCAAAUUCCAGUUUGACCAGCCACCAUGUAUAAUAUGCUGGUGAAUUGCUGCCACUGCCGCACCCCUCUCCAGCUUCCCCCCGGCGCCGAUUCCAUCCGCUGUGCAAUCUGCCAGGGUGUCACUAUAAUUGCGGACUCACGUGGCCUCCAUCAGCCUCCAGCCUCCCACGCGCCUCCACCUCCAGCUCCUUACUCUCACGCCCCGUCACCUCCCUCCCCCUACUGUCACGCGCCUCCAGGCCCUCCCCCCAACGCGCACGGGCGGAAGAAGGCUGUGAUCUGCGGGAUCUCGUAUAAGUACUCGAGACAUGAGCUCAAGGGUUGCAUCAAUGAUGCCAAGUGCAUGCGGUAUCUCCUCAUCAACAAGUUCCAGUUUCCAGACGAUUGCAUUGUCAUGCUCACCGAAGAAGAAACUCACCCUUCCAAGAUUCCGAACAAAUACAACAUUAGAAUGGCGUUACAUUGGCUUGUACAAGGCUGUCAACCAGGAGACUCCCUCCUGUUUCAUUACUCUGGUCAUGGUUCACAGCAAAGGAAUUAUAAUGGUGAUGAAAUUGAUGGUUUUGAUGAAACCCUUUGUCCCCUUGACUUCGAAACUCAGGGUAUGAUUGUUGAUGAUGAGAUAAAUGCAGCAAUUGUAAGGCCCCUUCCACCCGGGGUUAAGCUUCAUGCAAUAAUUGAUGCUUGUCAUAGUGGCACCGUACUAGAUUUGCCCUUCCUUUGCAGAAUGGACAGGGGCGGACGAUAUGUAUGGGAGGAUCAUCGCCCUUCAUCAGGCAUGUGGAAAGGAUCAGGCGGUGGAGAAGUCAUUUCCUUCAGUGGUUGUGAUGAUGAUCAGACGUCUGCUGAUACAUCAGCUCUAUCGAAGAUCACAUCAACAGGUGCUAUGACUUUCUGCUUCAUCCAAGCAAUUGAGCGUGGACAAGCGAGUACCUAUGGAAGCAUACUCAAUUCUAUGCGCUCUACCAUUCGAAGUACGGGUACGGGUGGUGGUGGUGGUGGUGGAGGCCUUGGUGGCGGCAGAUUAACAUCUCUCCUUGGUGGUGGUGGUGGUGGUGGCGGUGGUGCUGUGACAUCCCUAGUCAGCAUGCUUCUGACAGGAGGCAGUGCUACUGGCGGGCUUAAACAGGAACCGCAACUAACUGCCUGCGAGCCAUUUGAUGUGUAUACUAAACCUUUCUCCCUAUGAUUCUUUUCUGUCUACAUGCAGAUUAACAUAUAUAUAUAUAUAUAUAUAUAUAUAUAUAUAUAUUGCGAAAAGAAAAGGUAAUUUAGGUCUAGAUUCUGGAGGGAGGAUACAAAUCCUUUGAUGAGUAAUAAAUAGAUGAACGCAUUUUUUUAUUGUUGUGGUGAAACAAUGGCAAUUGUAAAUUGUGAUUUUGUGUCCGUUUACUUGUUACUGUUCUCUUCUUAACAGGUUAGUAUGUAUAGCAAAAUCUUGUAUUGUGUUUUUGGCUAAUCACUUUAGAACUUUGUUUUGCAUUA